GACUAUUUUGGGAUCCGCUUUGUGGACCCAGAUAAGCAGCGGCAUUGGUUGGAGUUUACGAAAUCUGUGGUGAAGCAGUUGAGAUCCCAGCCUCCGUUCACCAUGUGUUUCCGGGUGAAGUUCUACCCUGCAGACCCCGCUGCCCUGAAGGAAGAAAUAACCAGGUACUUGGUCUUCCUGCAGAUCAAAAGGGAUCUCUACCACGGCCGCCUCCUCUGCAAAACGUCCGAUGCCGCCUUGUUAGCGGCGUAUAUCCUUCAAGCGGAGAUUGGAGAUUAUGACCCAGGAAAACACCCUGAAGGCUACAGCUCCAAAUUCCAGUUUUUCCCUAAACAUUCAGAGAAGCUGGAAAGGAAAAUUGCUGAGAUUCACAGGACAGAACUCAGUGGCCAAACACCAGCAACAUCAGAGCUGAACUUCUUAAGAAAAGCGCAGACACUGGAGACCUACGGAGUGGACCCUCACCCGUGUAAGGACGUGUCCGGAAAUGCUGCGUUUCUGGCCUUCACUCCUUUUGGAUUUGUUGUUCUUCAAGGAAACAAGAGGGUCCACUUCAUUAAAUGGAACGAGGUGACCAAGCUGAAAUUUGAAGGGAAGACUUUCUAUUUAUACGUAAGUCAGAAAGAGGAAAAGAAAAUUAUUCUCACAUAUUUUGCUCCAACUCCAGAAGCCUGCAAGCACCUCUGGAAAUGCGGAAUUGAGAACCAAGCCUUCUACAAGCUAGAGAAGUCAAGCCAAGUCCGCACAGUGUCCAGCAGCAACUUAUUCUUUAAAGGGAGCCGGUUCCGAUACAGUGGCCGAGUUGCAAAGGAAGUAAUGGAGUCGAGCGCCCAGAUCAAACGGGAGCCGCCGGAAAUCCACAGAGCUGGGAUGGUUCCCAGCCGCAGCUGCCCCUCCAUAACCCAUGGCCCAAGGCUGAGCAGCGUCCCCAGGACUCGGAGAAGAGCUGUUCAUAUCUCCAUCAUGGAAGGCCUCGAGUCCCUGCGGGACAGUGCCCACUCCACCCCUGUGCGCUCCUCCUCUCACGGGGACACCUUCCUGCCUCACGUGAGAAGCAGCCGGGCAGACAGCAAUGAGCGAGUCGCCGUGAUUGCAGACGAGGCCUACAGCCCUGCAGACAGCAUGCUGCCCACCCCUGUGGCCGAGCACAGCCUGGAGCUGAUGCUGCUUUCCCGGCAGAUCAAUGGGGCCACCUGCAGCAUCGAGGAGGAGAAGGAGUCUGAGGCCAGCACCCCCACUGCUGCAGAUGUGGAGGCCCUGGGGGGAGAGCUGAGGGCCCUGUGUCAGGGGCACGGCAGGCCGGAGGAGGAACAGAGUGGGCAUCUGAAGGGACCACCGCUACAGCAGCAGCAAGCAGCAGGGGUGGGAAAAUAGAGCCUGAUGAACUAAAUGAUGCAAGACAGAAACUGAUCCUGAGAAUGAAAAGCUUCAGAAAAUAGAAUUCCAAGAUCAACAAACAGCCUUGGAAGGGACCAGGAAAGUAACCUCUUUAAAUAGGAGGCCUAAGACAUGCCUGCGGAGAAAGGUGGACGUGGCAGAGGCCAGCCUUUAGAUGUAGAAGUGCUGCCCCCUAGGGACCUCCUCCGCAUCAGAAAAGUGAGUUGUAGGAAAGAGCGCUUGCCGUCCCUGGCGAGGGAAGCGGUGGAAGCGGUGGAAGCGCAGCACGAAAGGGUGAGCGUGGUGUCCGAGGCCCAAGCUCGGCAACUGUUACACACACUCACACACGGGAUCUUGUUUUCAUCUCAGGGAGAGAUUUCUAAGUCACCUGGGGUCUGCCGCAGGGAGGAGGAGGAGGAACCUGAGGCCAGCCAUGCCCCUGACACAGGGCUCAGCUCUCCCCCAAGGGCCUCCACAUCUGUAGCAGAUGGUCAGUGGACAAUUCCUGGGACCCACACAACAGUGGAGCAACUGCUGACACCCUACGGUGUUCGGUCCCCCAAAUGCAGAACAGAACGAGUCACUUUUAGGUUUGCUCACCGCUAGUUGGUCCCCUGAGAUGGCAAAACCAUGUCCAUGUAUAGAGUGCAAACAGCCUUGGAAUAAAUGGGGUUUUUCUUUUGGGGGGAGGAGGGGGAGAUGUGGAGGGGUAUAUAAUGUUAAAUGUCCAUUCAUCUAGACCAAGGUUGGUAAGCUUCUUCUUCAAGGUGCCAGAUAGUAAAUAUUUUUUUAUUUUGAUGUUGUGGGCCAUAGUCUACGGCAACUAUUGAACUCUGCCGUCGUAGCACAAAAACAGCCAAAGGUAAUACAUAAACGAAGGAAUGUGGCUGUGUCCCAAGAAACCUUUUUAUUUAUAAAAAGAGAGUGAGCUGAAUUUGGCCCACAAGCCGUAAUUUGCCAACCCUCAUCUAUACAAUGAAACUGCCCCUUACCAUGAUGUUAGCAGAAAGAGGGUCGGCUCUGCGCCAGUUCCUGACGUGUGCUAAAGAUCCAGGGCCGUUUCCCAGGGGAGGCACGGGCGUCGCUUGUUUAAAGGGUGCUCGCACAACCAACCAGCAGAGAGAUGUCUGGGGCCAAGAUGUGCAAGACCAAGUACUGGAAUGCUAAAACACAGCCAGAAUCUAAGAAUGGAAGAGGGCUUGUCUGAUCAUUUCCAUACCAGCAACUUGGGCAGAAUUACAAAUAUCUAUUUACCAAGUGACAAGACAAACUGAGGGGGAGCCUAGUAAAGAUUAGGGAUCACUUAGAAUCAACUAGCCACUGCCACUUACCAUCUAUACAGGAAAGGCUGUAUUUAGUACAGAGCUAAAGCGAAAAGAGUAGACUUGGAGAUGAAAAGGCUGUCAGGAGAUAGGGGGCUGGUUUUAACAUGGAUAGCUACUGUCUUAUGCAAUAUAGCAGAUUACCUGUUAGUGUAGUGUUCCUACCUCAGCCUGUAGAGCAUGGUGUUUCUAUGCAGUGAGUGACAGCCUCGACGCGGACCAUUCAUAUCCACAUUAAAGAAAGAUGCAGUAUCCCAGUUCCUGGUACAUUACUUGUGUCUAGACUUCUAACAGUACAAUAGUCCAUACCAAUUCCAACAGCUGGAUUUUUCUCUCUGAAUAGAAACUUUCAGGUCCUUUUUUUCCAGGGCUUAUCUCAGAAAAUACAUAUAGAAAAGUUUCCUUCAAUUUGCUUUUCAAACAGUGCUUGAAUAGCAAGCCUCCUUUGUAGGUGACUAGUCUUUUAUGGUAUCGCCUCAUCAUUUAAAAUUGUUCAAGUUUUUAACCUGCUUUUACUGUGUUCCACUAUGUCUCCCAUUUCCUCUUAAUUCGUUCGAUCUCAUUGUAGAAAAGGCAAUGGUUUCCAUAGCUUCAUCUAUCAGAGGAAAUAAAACUCUUACUAAAGAAUAGUGUGCUGCAUCUCUAAGCAGUAGAGGGUAAACUACCUGCAAAUGUGAAUUUCUUAGUUUCAUUAAAAAAUACAUAGUUGCUAACCUUUCGUGUGCCAAAAAUUCUAAGUUACAUUCUCCUUCAAAGCAAUGUACUUUUUUCUACAUAUUCAGUAUGUAGUUAGCAUAAAAUCAUUGGUGCCAUGAAAAUUAUUUUUAAACUUAAAUAAAUAUUUAAAUAUCAUAGAAGAGUGGACUCUUUUUUAACUUCUAUCAUGUCUCACUUUAUCCUCAAAGUUCCCAACACAUAGAUAAAACGGUACCAGUGGGAUUUACAAAGCUCACUGCCACUUGCGAUUGGAAUCAAAAUAAUUAUUUUGCUUAUAGCCCUCUCCCCGAAGUAAAUACUAUUAGGAACUUAGAAGCUGUAAGCGUGAAAUAAUUUUAAAGGAGAAUUAUACCUCUUUUUUUCUGAUGAGGAAAACCAAGAAGUGAUUUUCCCAAGGUUACACAAUCUCAGAGCCCAAAGAAGAACCCAGAUAGUCCAGCAUCUAAACCAGCUUCGAAUAAGAGGAAGGACAGAAAACACUUCCCAUGAAAGGCACAGAAUGAUAUUCCC
Molecule: messenger RNA, 3926 nt
Organism: Myotis davidii
Lineage: Eukaryota; Metazoa; Chordata; Mammalia; Chiroptera; Vespertilionidae
Gene: FRMD5
Product: FERM domain containing 5
Exons: 15
Coding region: 103-1374 (423 amino acids)
Cellular component (GO): cytoskeleton
Source: RefSeq, a predicted model, not a curated record